AUGAGAGUGAAAAGAGAAGAGGCAUGGAAAAGUGGGACGAGGUUACGACUAGUUAUUGGGUUUAUUGAACUCGCAAUGUCUUGUAAAGCUGGUUUUGGGGACAUUACUAGGGACAGUGAUGGGAAGUGGAUGAUGAUGAGUAGUUCAGGGUUUAGAGUAUUAAGGAUGAUCUCGAAAUCGGAUUUGCGCAAGAAGCUGGGGAUUGGUCCCGGUGAUGAAUGGGUAAAGUUAGUGGAAAUCAUCGGAAUCCGAGCUAACAGUGGUGAGUCCAAUGCUCUGUUCUCGUUGUUUGUCUCGCCCUUUUCACAACCUUUUGUCCUCUUCACUUUUUCUCACCCUGCUCCUCUCUCACGUUUCCGUCUCGUUUACUGUAAUGUAAGGCACGUUACGGCAUCCAUCGCGCUAUUCUUCGUUUCAUUUGCUUUGUCAAUUGUCACUGCACUAACGGAACCGCGUUUCUUAAAAGGUGUGCUCUGA
Messenger RNA from Sphenostylis stenocarpa, 477 nucleotides. NCBI's taxonomy places the organism in Eukaryota, Viridiplantae, Streptophyta, Magnoliopsida, Fabales, Fabaceae. The record is from the annotation of a GenBank genome assembly.